UCAAUCACCUGGCAGCCAGGAAAUGGAUGGAGGAGAAUUGGCAAAAGUCUUUUAUUGCUUGUAUUAUUUAUUUCAUCCUGAUCUUCGGAAUCCAGCAUUUCAUGAAGGAACGGAGACCCUUCAAUCUGCGUGUACCUCUGGUCCUGUGGUCCUUCAGCCUGACUUUGUUCAGUAUCAUUGCAGCCUGUCGGACCUGGAAGCAGAUGGCCUUCCUCCUCCUUAACAAGGGAUUUAAGCAAUCACUGUGUAGUAAAUCUUUUUACGUCCACCCUGUUUCCAAGCUGUGGAUCUAUCUAUUUGCACUGAGCAAACUUGUCGAACUGGGUGACACUCUGUUCAUUGUUCUCCGGAAAAAGAAGCUCAUCUUCCUCCACUGGUACCACCACUUUUUCACACUGAUUUUAUCCUGGUAUAGCUAUAAGAUUAUGGCGUCUGGUCUGGGGUGGAACGCAGCCUUGAACCUCAGUAUCCAUUCUGUGGUGUACUCCUACUACACUGUGACAGCCAUGGGCUUCCGGGUACCCAAACCCAUCAUGAUGGCAAUCACCACUUCACAGAUUGUGCAGAUGGUAGGAUUUGCAGUACUUUGCAUCUUUGUUGUCUUAUGGAGGAAUGAUAAGGGCUGCCAAACUAACUGGCCAGUGAUUCUCAUUUCAUUUGUCUUGUAUACCACUUUAUUGGCUCUCUUCUACAACUUCUUCAGGGAAACUUACCUGAGAAGUGCCCAGAAAUCAAAGUGGAAUUAA
Molecule: messenger RNA, 746 nt
Organism: Ficedula albicollis (Collared flycatcher)
Lineage: Eukaryota; Metazoa; Chordata; Aves; Passeriformes; Muscicapidae
Gene: ELOVL3
Product: ELOVL fatty acid elongase 3
Exons: 4
Coding region: 27-746 (239 amino acids)
Biological process (GO): fatty acid elongation, polyunsaturated fatty acid; fatty acid elongation, monounsaturated fatty acid; fatty acid elongation, saturated fatty acid
Cellular component (GO): endoplasmic reticulum membrane
Molecular function (GO): fatty acid elongase activity
Source: RefSeq, a predicted model, not a curated record